Messenger RNA from Paramisgurnus dabryanus, 3392 nucleotides. RefSeq names its product vasoactive intestinal peptide receptor 2 (gene vipr2). Lineage: Eukaryota; Metazoa; Chordata; Actinopteri; Cypriniformes; Cobitidae. Gene Ontology annotation, cellular component: plasma membrane. The record is from RefSeq and is a predicted model, not a curated record. Gene Ontology annotation, biological process: adenylate cyclase-modulating G protein-coupled receptor signaling pathway; cell surface receptor signaling pathway. Gene Ontology annotation, molecular function: peptide hormone binding; vasoactive intestinal polypeptide receptor activity; G protein-coupled peptide receptor activity.
GACACACGCACUGUUCCUCUCUCUGAUCGCGCAUCAAGCGCGCCCUUUGAUUUCGCGCGCUCGUAACCGGACAUCUUUGGCACAGGUUGCGUUUUCACAAGUUCUCUUGAUAUCGAAGGCUGGCUGGAAUUGACGCACAUGUUAUUUUAUUUAUGAUUUAUCUGGAUAAGUGGAGUGUUUAAUAUUUGCAUUGAAGAAACAGCAAGAACUGAAGAUGAAACUCGCCAAGGGUUUACUUCUACUUUUAUUAGUUUGGAACACGCGCUCGGUCAGUGGAAGACAUGCAAACUGUCACUUUCUGUAUGAGCUGCAAAUGGCCAAGAAGGAAUGUUUGGCAAUGCUGGUGAACGAGCCACCUCUAAAGACUGAAGGUUGCAGAGGAACGUGGGGGAAUUUUUCAUGUUGGCACAGUGCAGAAUUUGGAGAGGUGGUGGAUAAUUCCUGUCCCACUGCUCUUAAAAAUCUAUUUACCAGAGACGGGAUCAUUAGAAGGAACUGCACUACCAAAGGCUGGUCUGAUGUGUAUCCUAGCAUCGACAGUGUUUGCUUUGGUGAGUCCAAAUCAAACUCAGACAAGCUUGUUUUCUACAAGGUGGUGAAGACCCUUUACACAUUGGGACAUAGUCUGUCUCUCAUCGCACUCAUCACAGGCAGCGCAAUCCUCUGUCUCUUCAGAAAGCUUCAUUGCACGAGGAACUACAUCCAUCUGAACUUGUUCUUCUCAUUUAUACUGAGGGCUGUUGCUGUGUUGGUCAAAGAUGCCAUUUUGUUCUCCCAUGAGAACGUUGAGUGUACGAAACAGCCAUCGCUGAUUGGUUGCAAAGCCAGCUUGAUCAUCUGUAACUAUUUCAUCAUGGCAAACUUCUACUGGCUGCUGGUGGAAGGGCUGUACCUUCACACCCUUCUGAUGGUCAUCUUCUCCGAAAACAGACACUUUAUCAUCUAUCUGCUCAUUGGAUGGGGAUUUCCCACAGUGUUUGUGAUUUCUUGGAUCAUUUGUAGGAUUUACUUUGAAGAUACAGGAUGCUGGGAGAUAAAUAAUGUACCGCUUCCUUGGCGAGUGAUCAACUGGCCGGUCAUGGCGUCUGUUAUUUUAAACUUCAUUCUGUUUAUCAGUAUCAUUCGAAUCCUUGUCCAGAAAUUGAGAUGCCCAGAUGUUGGUGGAAAUGAUCAGUCUCAGUACAGGAGGUUGGCCAAGUCCACACUUUUGUUGAUCCCUCUCUUUGGAGUCAACUACGUUAUUUUCGUUUACUUCAUUGAAGAAAAUGGAGAAAUGGAAAAUUACAAAAUAUUCUUUGACCUUGGCCUGGGGUCCUUUCAGGGCUUGGUGGUUGCGAUUUUGUAUUGUUUUUUGAAUUCUGAGGUUCAAAGCGAACUCAAGAGAAAAUGGCGGAGUUUGCGUCUAAAGCGAUACAUUGGCCGGGACUAUCAUCUGCACAGUUCGUCUAUUUCCAAGAAUGGUGCUGACAACAUGGUUCAAUUCCACCGCAACUCCAGAGCGCAGUCCUUCCUGCAGACGGAGACCACCGUGGUGUGAGACAUACCAGGAGCUGCAAACAGAAAGAGGGGCUGCCAGUAGAUACAUCAGUGACUUCACUCCCUCUCGGCUAACAGUAUAUUUUUUUUAAAACAAGACUUUCCACCACUGAACCAUGGGACUGACAUGCAGUACACACAAGAUAGAGCCUGUAUCUCAACGUGAUUGUAUCUCAGUCUUUUAAUACCAAAUUUGGCUAUAGACUACCAAAAUAUAGUACACUAAAGUUAUGAAAACACAAGCUAAACCAAACCGCGCGAGAGAGACAACAUUGUUGAUAUUGAAAACUGUAAUUCAUGCAGAAACUGUAUAUCUGAUGAACACUUUACUGUAGUAUGUCAUGGUGAUUAUGUAACGGUGUUAUGUAAAUACUUCUUAAGGCCUGCGGCUAUUUUCUUUGAUGCUUAUGAAGACAUGCAGUACUCUUGAUUUUCGAUGCUCCCAACACAGCCAGCAACGUGUUUAAUAUAUCUCAGAAUGAACUGGAAAUCCUGAACGUGCUAAGUAUCUUGGAUAAAUGAAAGAUGUGGAUCAUCUCUGCGGCAAGCUCAUAUGUGAGGUUUUUAUAUAAAGGAUAUUAUUGCUGAAUGCGUCCAGAAGAUGUCUGGUUCAAAGAUUAUGUUUAUUACUUUUCUUCAUGGACAAUUUGGAGAUUGCAAAUCCUGUUAUGUGUUGUGUCUACAAACUUAGGAAGUGUUUUACUCUUAUAUUGGAAAAAAGGGUGUGAAUGUUUUGUACUCAAAUUUAAAAUUAUAUUAAUUUCCAUGUUCCAUGUAUGUGAAAUCCAGGCCUCAUAAUCUAAUUUUGAGAUUAGGAUCUUCAAAGUUUGAUUUCAACCUUUGACAAGGCCUUACUCAGUCUAUAUGUUAUAUUUUUUUCACAGAAUGCUCUUUGACAAUUUUAUAUCAAAUCACAAAACAUUUAUUUAGCUGGGUUUUUGCAGUCAGGGUCGCAUAAUAUAAUAUAAUAUAAUAUAAUAUAAUAUAAUAUAAUAUAAUUCAUUUCUUUGUUGUUUUCAUGCAGAUUUUCCAAGAGAUUUCAAGAGUCUUAUGAAUAAUAAAUGAAGUGUAUUCACAAAAAAUAUAUAAAUAUAUUGCAUAAAUAUUUACCUACAAAAAAGAUGAUAGGUCCUUAUUGUCAUUAUUCUAUACAACAACAAAAAAAUUCCCAUUCUCAUCAGACAUUUCAAUGGGAGACGUUGAUCGUGUUUCUGAUUAAAUUUCUUUUGCACAUAUUUGGGGGGUUUGGAAAUGUGCGUGUAAUGAAUCCUGCCAUCCAAACUCUUUUCAUUCAUCUGAAAAAUAGAUAAUUAAUCCAGUAGACAGUUGAAUGCAGAUUUAGGUCAAGUGAACCGACAAUACAGUGAGAAUGAGGGCGUAUGAAAGUGACAUUUCAGUGUGUUCUUUAUCCUUCGCCAUUGUUGCGAGCCGCUUCUGGGAACUGCGGCCCAGAGACGGUGGAGUGGGUCGGAGAGGAGGUCGGAUCUCGUAGAGUAGACCUGAAGAGCGAAAAGACCCCGGCAAAGCACGUGCAGGGAUGAAAUCAUCUAAAGUGACACUGAUGCCAUGGGCAGGGGCAUUCAGCAUCAUUAUGAGACUGUCAGAUGGAGAUAAAGGAAUUAGAAGAUGCAGUGUGUUGGUUGAAUUAAUAUGUAAGGGAGGUAUAGCUGGAUUUAUUGUGAAGUACAGUAUGACUUUUGUGCAUUUUGAAAGAAACAUGCAUUCAUGGUGUAAAAACUUGUAUAUGAAAAGUGAAUGCAUUUUUUAUUGUAUUUAACCAUUUGUAAUGCUUUAUCUUUAUUGCUUUACUCCGCAGAAAACAUUUCUGUGAACUGUAUUGGCAUUUUUCAAUAAAU